Messenger RNA from Paramuricea clavata, 1248 nucleotides. Lineage: Eukaryota; Metazoa; Cnidaria; Anthozoa; Malacalcyonacea; Plexauridae. The record is from the annotation of a GenBank genome assembly.
AUGACGGAAAAACCCCUGAAAAACCAUCGAAGAACAAGAAAGAACCAACCAACCAAAGGUUGGACACGAAUCUUCAAGCGCAAUUGCAAACUUAGCAAGACGAGUUUCAGGAACAGGCUAAACUCAGCUGCAAGGGCCAGCACGCUGAAUAGUCUACCAUACAAUUGCAUUCUAAUUUACUUACUGGUAUUUUCUUUACAUAUAGAGAGCCCGACAUCAUCACUGCCAAGUACCAAUGUACGCACGGAUAUCCGUGCAUCUUUUCUUGUCUUUGGACCUCUAUUAGCAAGAACUGGCAAGGCUGAGGUGUAUAAGCCAGGAGGAUGUGAUAUUCAAAAAGAACCGAGAAAAGUCGACUACCACAUACAAGCAAUGGAAGAUAUGAGUGUGCAGGAAAAGCCAUCCAUUGAAGAAACCAAUAUCUUUGUCAAAAUGGAGGUGGAAAACGGUCUAAAACCUGCAGCAAUCACGUUCGAGAAAAGCUCAGUUGGCGCAACGGAAACUGCUAUGAUGGCUGCUAGUCUGGUGGAAGGUACUUUGUGUGUGUGUAUGGUCCACUAGUUUAAUUAAAAUGGUUAAGCACCUAACCAUAGGAGGCAGUGGCGGAAAUUCACUUUUUCCGGUGGGGGAGCAAAGCCUCCUAAAUUUUCGACAAAACUUUCAAAUUUCCGACAUACCCCCCAUUUGCACUCGAAAAGACUGUUUUAGCCCUCUUUUAGAUCAAAAUUUCCAAAAAUUCGUCAAUUUUCCGGAAGGUGGGGGGGGGGGGGCCUCGGCGCCCCCCUCCUCCCCACCAAGAUUUCCGCCACUGAUAGGAGGUGGCAACUUCUUACCCACCCAACUUGUCCAUGACCACCUAUCUUCUUAAUUACUUAUCUAUCCACCUACCAAUCUUACCCACCCACCAAUCCAUGACCACCCACCCAAGGCGCCCCAGGAAUGUUCUAUUGAAUGCGAAUUCCAAACAAUGAAUUUUUGCUACUUAAGGUGACACCGUAAUCAGACAUGCAGCAAUUGAACCGGAGAUAUAUGAUUUGGCUGACAUGUUGAAAAAGAUGGGUGCAAAAAUCAAAAUUGAUGAAAAUGUGGAAAUUGCUGAAGACGACCUCACUGACUUUGGUAUAGAAGAAGAGGUGUGGAAUGUGAUCACAGUCACUGGACGCAAGUCUCUCCGAAGUGUCAGCCAUCGGGUCAUGCCUGAUAGAAUCGAGUUCGGUACUUAUGCCAUUGCUGCUGCCAUGAACAAUG